Messenger RNA from Didymodactylos carnosus, 1089 nucleotides. The record is from the annotation of a GenBank genome assembly. Lineage: Eukaryota; Metazoa; Rotifera; Eurotatoria; Philodinida; Philodinidae.
AAAAUAUUAUGAGGAAAUUGGUGAUUGUUUUCCCGAAUUAUUACGAUUAAAAGAGUUGUUAAAACUGGGUGCAUUGUCACGAUUUAUGCAAUCAAAGUAUGAAGCGACUAAAGACUAUAUUUGUACGAUUGAAAAGGAUACUACAAUUGAUGAAUGUUUAACAAAAAUGAAGAGGAAAAUUUCUGGUUAUACAGUAGAUGAAGAAGGUUUUAACAAAGUAUCCAAUAUGUUAUGUAAACAAUUUUAUUGUAAAAAAGGUGAUUUAAAACCGUAUUUAUCAAACUGGUUAUAUCAUAGUAACCAUCAACAAGCGCUAACAACAUUUAUUAAGCAAACAUUAAUAAAACGUAGAUCAAAGUUAAAAGAGACAAUGGAUAAAUUAGGUAUAUAUAUUCAAUCACAGAAUGUUGCUGAUGGCAAUGACAGUAUGAGUAAUGUACAUACACAGUGUUCAUGGGUACCAGCUGUAUUUUCAACGAAACAAACAAGUCAUAUUAAAGUAUAUGGAGGAGUAACUAAUAUACUGGAACUCGUUGAAGAGACAAACAUCAAAGCAAAUCAACAAAAACGUAGUAAACCGUAUGACGCAGUAAAGUCAUUCAAUCAAGGUGAAUCAUUCACCUCAGACUCGCUUCGAGGUUGAGUUUAAAAUAAGUAUACGGCAAUAAGUAACGUGAUAAAUAAAGUACGAUAUCGCGAUCACUUCUUGCUGUUUUUCAAGUAGAAGUGAGAGAUCUCCAAUGAUCAAAAUGAGAAAAAAAGAAAAUCAUUUCGAGUGUAGAAUCGAGAGGAGCAAUAUGGUGAUUCUAUACCUCGUCAUCAUCGGUAUCGUCAGAGUUUCAUGAUAUAUGGAUAUCAUAACUUUUCAACAAUGUGUGCAAUAUUUGUCAAGAUUGUGAAACUUGUAUAAAGACGUCACAUUUGAUAGUUAUCUCCUUUGAGACCAAUAUAUGUACUACUUUUUAGCGCUAUUUGAAUCAAUCAUAUUUUAUUAUCGAUUAGUCAUCACUCUUCUUCUUUCAUUCAACAUCUGAGCGUUUUUUUAGCUCUGUUCCAAUACUUUUCUCGAUCCGCUUGUCCGUUUGUACC